This is a messenger RNA of Danio aesculapii, 1011 nucleotides long. RefSeq lists its product as uncharacterized. Gene Ontology annotation, biological process: response to bacterium. The record is from RefSeq and is a predicted model, not a curated record. The coding region runs from base 31 to 1011 and encodes 326 amino acids. NCBI's taxonomy places the organism in Eukaryota, Metazoa, Chordata, Actinopteri, Cypriniformes, Danionidae. The transcript is spliced from 6 exons.
AAGCAAAGAGAUCAUUUUGGAAGCUGAAUUAUGAGAUAUUACCUAAUUACCUUGCUGUUCUCAACAAUCUUUUGCUCCUUUGGUGUGGAAGUUGUUCAGGAGAAUAAUGUAAAAAUAGCUGAAGCGGGAGAGAAGGCGACCCUUCCUUGCACAUUUUCAAGGCUUCCGCAGGCGACAAAAUCAUGGUUUAAACAAAGAGCUGAUGGAAAAUCCCUACAAAUUGUGUCUUCAUAUUUAAAUAAAAACCCCAUUUGGAGCAACUACUCUGAGAAUCGUUUUAAUAUCAUGAAAGAAGAUGGUUAUUUUAAUCUGACCAUUUUAAAGACAAAGCCGUCAGACUCUGCGACAUAUUACUGUGUAAUCUCAACAUUUUACACCGUUGGAAUGGGUUCAGGAACUCGGUUACUUGUCAGAGAUGCAGCCGCAGAUAGAAACACAACUCUUCAUCAGUCUUUGAUAGACACUGUUGAUCCAGGAGAUUCAGUGAAUUUGCAGUGCAGCAUCUUCGCUGAGAGCUGUGCAGGAGAUCACAGCAUCUACUGGUUCAAACAAAGCUCAGGAGACUCUGAAGGAGUGCUUUACACCAAAGGAGAGAGAAAUGGCCGCUGUAAGAACAGCGCUGAGUCUCAAACACAGAGCUGUGUCUACAGUCUCCACAAGAACAACAUCAGUCACUCUGAUUCUGGCAUUUACUACUGUGCUGUGGCCGCAUGUGGAGAAAUACUCUUUGGAAGAGGAACUCAACUGAAUAUUAAAGAAAAUUGUGAUUUUAAUCCUGCUCUUCUUGUUUCUGGAAUUUCAAAUAUCCUAUUUUUGGGCCUUGUUGUUUUUCUGGGAAUCAAACUUUGUAGAAGUCAGAUUAAAACAUCCUCUGCUCAAGCAACUCAAGAUGAAGACAGCCUGAAUUACGCAUCCGUUACUUUUAGUCAGAAACCUCUGAACACUAGAAGAGCCAGAGCAAAAUUCACUCAAGAUCAGUCUCUGUACGCACAGGUCAGAUCACACCAGUAA